Molecule: messenger RNA, 859 nt
Organism: Entamoeba invadens IP1
Lineage: Eukaryota; Evosea; Mastigamoebida; Endamoebidae
Product: ras GTPase-activating protein, putative
Exons: 1
Biological process (GO): regulation of GTPase activity
Source: RefSeq, a predicted model, not a curated record
AUGAGUAAGCAAGGGAAGGACAAGAAGGAAGUAGUAGAUGAAGGCGCAGCUAUCACCUAUCCGAGUGCGCAGUGGGGGAACAUCUUUGGUAACUAUCUUUGGUUUGUGAAUGCGAUGUCGACGAAUUUAGAAAUAGCCCGAAUCUUUGGGGAGAGUUUGCCUAUAGGAUCUCAGGAUUUGUUUAGUUCGAUCAUAUGUGAAGUUUUUAGUGAGUUUCAUGUGAUUGAUGAUUUCAUAGAACUUCUCUUAAAAGAGGAAUUUCAGACGAAUGUGUUGACGGCAACACUUUUUCGAACAAAUUCGUUGUGUACCAAAGUUCAAACGGCGUAUGCUAGAAAAGAGUGUCAAGGUUUUAUGAUGACUGUGUUUCAACCGAUCAUUCAAAAGAUCAUUAAUCUUCCUUAUGCGCUUGAAUUGGACCCAUUGAAGCUUCAAAGUAGUAAACCGGGGAUCACCGACGACCAAAUGAAAAGUGAAAUAGAAAGUAAUUUAAAACGAUUGGAGGAAUUGUGCGAUGAAGUCAUCGCGACGCUUCGAAGACACUUGCGAAGCACUCCGCAAGCACUUUGUACGAUCUGUCGACAAAUUCGGGAGAGUUGUUUUCUGUAUCAUACGGAUGACCCUGACAUUGCGUUGUCUUUAGUUGGUGGAUUUGUAUUUUUAAGACUCUUUUGUCCCGCUAUGGCCGCGCCUGAAGGAAUGAAUUUAUCAGGGACGUCAUUAGUCCCACCCACAGCACGAAGGACUUUAAUUUUAUUAACAAAAAUCCUUCAGAACAUCGCAAAUAAUGUCAGAGAAACUAAAGAGCCAUGGAUGAUAGAUUCCCUCAAUUUUGUGAUCUCUAGAGGACCCGCACUGC